AGUUUGCAUUCACAUAAACCUCGCCGCCACUCCGUUCGUUGAAAAACCUCAUCGGGAUUCGCCGGAGCCUUCACCUUCCGAUCCUGAAGGACCCUUUUUCAGGUGAAGAUGGUGAGCCAAAGGCAAAGACUUGCCCGGAAAAAGUACAGAGAAGAACACCCGGAACUGUUUCCGGAAGCAGAGCCAACGCCACCUAAAGACCCCGACAAGAAGAAGAAGAAGAAGAAGAGUAAAUUCAAGCGCAAAAAGGCAGAAUCGAACUCAACCAGCGACCCAAAUAAACCCCACAAGAAGAGUUUUAAGAAACACCCUCUUAGAGUGACUGGGAUGAAACCUGGAGAAAGCUGCUUCAUCUGCAAAGCCAAAGACCACAUUGCUAAGCUUUGCCCCGAAAAGGCUCAAUGGGAGAAGAACAAGAUAUGCUUGCUUUGCCGGAGACGAGGGCACAGCCUCAAAAAUUGCCCAGACAAAAAUGAAAGGACUGUGGAUAAGAAGUUAUGCUAUAACUGUGGUGAAACAGGACAUUCAUUGGCUAAUUGUCCACAGCCUCUUCAAGAUGGAGGAACUAAAUUCGCCAGUUGUUUUAUUUGUAACGAAAGUGGACACUUGAGCAAAAACUGUCCGAAGAACACUCAUGGGAUCUAUCCUAAGGGAGGUUGUUGUAAAACUUGUGGGGAAGUCACACAUUUAGCUAAGGAUUGUCCAAACAAAGCCACCCAAUUUUCUGGUGGGGCUUAUGAUGGUAACAAAUCAUCUGGAUAUGUGGAAAUGCAUAGACGACCAGAGACGAGGCGUGUGAGCGGCGAUGAUCUCGAGGAUGAUUUCAACAUCGACGAAGAUCAUUUGCAGAUGAAAGAUGCAAAAGUGGAAAAGAAAAAGGGUCCCAGAGUUGUGCAGUUCAUGGAUAAAACAAUUGUGAGCCUUGGAUUUGUCCCUCAAAUUACUCUUCUUUACUCUGAUCUCUCUCUCCCACAAAAUAAGGAUCUCUCCCUCUUACCUUCUCUCUUCUCUUCUCUCUUUUCUUAUCCUCCGUUCUCCCUACGCCCAUCUCUCUCCCCCUUUCGUACACUUCCACACGCAAAAAUGGCGAACGCUGCAUCUGGAAUGGCUGUGAGUGAUGAGUGUAAGCUCAAAUUUUUGGAAUUGAAAACGAAGAGGAACUAUCGAUUCAUUGUAUUCAAGAUUGAGAAUCAAGAAGUUGUUGUGGAUAAGCUUGGGAGUCCUCAAAAAACUUAUGAUGAUUUCCUUGCUGCCAUUCCUUCUGAUGAGUGUCGCUAUGCUGUCUUUGACCUUGAUUUCACCACCGAUGAGAAUUGCCAGAAAAGCAAGAUUUUCUUCAUAGCUUGGUCCCCCGACACAUCGAUAGUGAGAAAUAAGAUGGUUUAUGCGAGCUCCAAGGACAGAUUCAAGAGGGAAUUGGAUGGAAUUCAGGUGGAACUGCAAGCCACUGAUCCCAGCGAAAUGACCUUCGACAUUAUCAAAGCUCGAGCUUUUUAAGCUCGCUUUUCCUCCAUUUUUGAGUCUGCGGAUAAUUAACGUUGUGAACAUUACUCUUUCACUUUCUUUUCCUUCUUUCUUUCAAGCUUUGCCUUUUUCUUCAUGGGGUUUCACUCAUCUCCAAAGCUCUAUUGAUGAUCUGCUGUAAUUCUCUAUAGAUAUAUAUAUAUAAAGUUCAUUCUUUCA
Molecule: messenger RNA, 1683 nt
Organism: Cucurbita maxima (winter squash)
Lineage: Eukaryota; Viridiplantae; Streptophyta; Magnoliopsida; Cucurbitales; Cucurbitaceae
Exons: 8
Coding region: 109-1497 (462 amino acids)
Biological process (GO): actin filament depolymerization
Cellular component (GO): actin cytoskeleton
Molecular function (GO): zinc ion binding; nucleic acid binding; actin binding
Source: RefSeq, a predicted model, not a curated record